UGGAGUAUUUUGUAAAUGUAAAGGGCAUGUUGAUGUAUUAAAUUUCACACGCAUCCUAGGAGGCUCAUCGCCAACAGCUUUGAAUUCCCUGAUUUUGGGCUCCCAGUGCUUCGAGUCAUGAGAUUCAAUCUUCAAAUGUGCUUUCUUUGGUCUUACUUGAGGAGGAUGGUAUUCCGGCUGGACCAUCAUCUGAUCCACUGCUGACUUGAUCUCAUCCACAACUGCAUGGUGCUGAUUAAGCUCUUCUUCUAUAUGUCGAAGCUUUGAUUCAAAGUUGGACCUUACAUCGUCUAUUUCCACAGGAGCAGGUCUAAUACUAGGUAGUUUGAAGCUGAGGUCCGUUACUACAUAUAAUAUGAAUAAGAAUGCAAGGAUGCAUGUUGUCCAAAACACUGCAGAGAGUCUCCUUAUUCUCAUUGUGGCUCUAUCAAAAAUAUACUAAUUUUAUACUUACAAUAUGAAUUAGAAUUGUGAGAAAAAUUUUAAUAGGGAUUUUGAUAAGGUGUGGGUACAAUCUAUACAAUUAAAUUAACAAAAAAUGUUACUGUAUGUCAGAGAAUAGAUAAUUAUUACAUAUAUUAUUAUUAUAUAAAAUACACAAUUAUUAUUUUCAUUUGUCAAGUUUUUAUUAACAGUGUACUUAAUUAAUAUCUCAAGGCUAUUAAAAUACUGAUAAUUGGGAAAUAUUUAAAAAAUACAAUGAUUAGCCGGAGCAUUAAAUGUCAAUAAUAAAUACUUCAUCUUGGAAUUAAAUUAUUACCUUAUUUUCUUCUACUUCAUUAACAAAUUUCUACUAAAUGUUUAGAUAAUGUAAAUAUUGCAUUACAACUAUUAAAUGUAUUCUAAGUUUACCACUCGAGCCAAAAAACAGUUUUGGAAACCAGAAACAAACAAACCUGGCAAUCUCGACAACUAAAAAGCACGUAAACGUCAAUGUCAAGCCCACACGUUGAAAACUUUGAUAGGUCGUGAAUUGAUAACGUUGCGUUUCGUUCUGCUUUUAUGUAAAAACUAGACUUAGACAAACAGCAUGUUACUAAAAUAUGUUUAUGCUGUAAUAAAUAAUUCUGUGAUAAUAGAUUAGCAAGAUGUGAUAAAAAUUAGAUCAAAAUUCAAUCAAAUUGUUAUUAGUUUAGAGUAGCGAAUGGAAUACAAAAUUGACACAACAUUUUAUCGAAGACAGCAGAAUUUGAUUUUUCAUUCAAUAAUUACACACAUAUGUAGUAAAAGAAAUUGCCGUAUUAUAGCUUUAAAGUUCUUCCAAUAAUUAUUAGUAUCUUCAGUGUAUCCAAACGUAUGUUUUCUGAGUUGUUAUCGAUUUUUGAUAAAUGUCAAACUUGUCAAAUUGUUGUGUGUGAAACAUGGCGUCUAAGGAGUCUCUGGAUCAUGGCAGAUCCGACUCGUACCGCGUCGCCACCAUCGGCCCCAUUAAGGACGAUAAUAGGACCGCUGACGGACAGUAUAAGACGCGCCGGAAACCACCCGCAAAAAAACGAAAAACAGGAGAUUUAGAUGAUCUUAAACAGGAAUUGGACAUUGACUUUCACAAAGUAACACCCGAAGAACUUUACCAAAGAUUUCAGACACAUCCAGAAAAUGGCCUUAGUCACGCAAAAGCGAAAGAAAACCUGGAGAGGGACGGUCCAAACGCACUCACGCCGCCCAAACAGACACCCGAAUGGGUGAAGUUUUGUAAAAACCUAUUUGGUGGAUUCGCUUUACUACUUUGGAUUGGUGCUAUUCUAUGCUUUAUCGCUUACGGAAUUCAGGCGAGUACCGUAGAGGAACCAGCGGACGAUAAUCUUUAUCUGGGUAUCGUAUUGGCAGCAGUGGUAAUCGUGACCGGCAUAUUCUCGUACUACCAGGAGAGCAAGUCCUCAAAGAUCAUGGAAUCCUUCAAGAAUAUGGUGCCUCAAUUCGCUACAGUGAUCCGUGAAGGAGAGAAGUUAACGUUGCGCGCUGAGGACUUGGUGCUUGGAGAUAUUGUAGAAGUGAAAUUCGGCGAUCGGAUCCCAGCCGACAUUCGCAUCAUCGAAGCUCGCGGCUUCAAAGUAGACAACUCGAGUUUAACGGGAGAAUCUGAACCUCAGUCGCGUGGAGCGGAAUUCACCAACGAAAACCCCCUAGAGACCAAGAACCUCGCCUUCUUCUCAACCAACGCCGUCGAGGGCACCGCCAAAGGCAUCGUCAUAUGCUGCGGCGACAACACGGUGAUGGGUCGCAUUGCUGGUCUUGCUUCUGGUUUGGACACUGGGGAGACUCCGAUCGCUAAGGAAAUCCAUCACUUCAUUCAUCUGAUCACCGGCGUAGCUGUAUUCCUGGGCGUUACAUUCUUCGUCAUCGCCUUUAUCCUCGGCUACCACUGGCUCGAUGCUGUGAUCUUCCUAAUCGGUAUCAUCGUGGCGAACGUGCCCGAAGGUCUGCUAGCAACGGUGACCGUAUGUUUGACUCUGACUGCAAAGCGAAUGGCCUCCAAGAACUGUCUGGUGAAGAACUUGGAAGCGGUAGAGACCCUCGGCUCCACGUCCACUAUCUGUUCGGAUAAGACCGGCACACUAACGCAAAACCGUAUGACCGUCGCCCACAUGUGGUUCGACAACCAGAUCAUUGAAGCGGAUACUACUGAGGAUCAGUCCGGUGUUCAAUACGAUCGCACAAGUCCCGGAUUCAAAGCGUUGGCGAAGAUCGCGACUCUAUGCAACCGCGCAGAGUUCAAGGGUGGCCAGGACGGGGUGCCCAUACUGAAGAAGGAAGUAGCCGGCGAUGCAUCGGAAGCGGCGUUACUCAAAUGCAUGGAACUCGCCUUGGGAGAUGUGCUCUCCAUACGUAAACGGAACAAGAAAGUCUGUGAAAUACCAUUUAACUCGACCAACAAAUACCAGGUAUCUGUACACGAAAGUGACGACCCAUCAGAUCCUCGUCACUUGCUGGUGAUGAAGGGCGCGCCCGAAAGGAUUCUGGAGAGAUGCAGCACCAUCUUCAUUGGCGGCAAGGAGAAGGUGCUAGACGAAGAAAUGAAGGAGGCUUUCAACAAUGCUUAUCUGGAGCUGGGUGGGCUGGGUGAGCGAGUACUCGGUUUCUGCGACUUACAACUGCCAUCUGACAAGUAUCCUAUCGGGUACAAAUUCAACACGGACGAUCCCAACUUCCCCCUGGACAACCUUCGAUUUGUCGGCCUCAUGUCCAUGAUUGAUCCACCCCGUGCCGCCGUCCCAGAUGCUGUCGCGAAGUGCCGAUCGGCCGGAAUCAAGGUGAUAAUGGUGACCGGAGACCACCCGAUCACGGCGAAGGCGAUCGCGAAGUCUGUGGGCAUCAUAUCGGAAGGCAACGAGACAGUGGAGGAUAUCGCCGCCAGGCUCAACAUUCCCGUAUCCGAAGUGAACCCGCGCGAAGCCAAGGCAGCCGUCGUACACGGCACAGAACUCAGAGAACUGAACUCGGACCAACUGGAUGAAAUACUCAAGUAUCAUACUGAGAUCGUAUUCGCACGGACAUCGCCGCAGCAGAAACUGAUCAUUGUUGAGGGAUGUCAGCGUCUGGGCGCCAUCGUGGCUGUAACUGGCGAUGGUGUUAAUGAUUCGCCCGCUCUCAAGAAAGCCGAUAUUGGCGUCGCUAUGGGUAUCGCCGGUUCCGACGUUUCCAAACAGGCCGCUGACAUGAUCCUUCUGGACGACAACUUUGCGUCGAUAGUGACGGGAGUGGAGGAGGGUCGCCUUAUCUUUGACAAUCUAAAGAAAUCUAUUGCGUACACACUCACCUCUAACAUCCCCGAAAUUUCUCCUUUCCUUGCCUUCAUCCUCUGCGACAUCCCCCUGCCUCUCGGCACUGUUACUAUCCUCUGCAUAGAUCUCGGAACUGACAUGGUGCCCGCCAUUUCCCUGGCCUACGAGGAGGCCGAAUCUGACAUAAUGAAGCGCCAGCCGCGUAAUCCUUUCACUGAUAAACUCGUUAACGAGAGGCUAAUCUCGAUGGCGUACGGACAGAUCGGAAUGAUCCAAGCGGCCGCAGGUUUCUUCGUGUACUUCGUCAUCAUGGCUGAAAAUGGAUUUUUGCCGCUGAAACUUUUCGGUAUCAGGAAGCAAUGGGACUCGAAGGCGAUCAAUGACUUGACCGACUCCUAUGGACAGGAAUGGACUUACCGCGACCGCAAGGCGCUGGAGUUCACGUGCCACACUGCAUUCUUCGUCUCGAUCGUGGUAGUACAAUGGGCCGACUUGAUCAUCUGCAAGACCCGCCGCAACUCCAUUAUCCACCAGGGCAUGCGCAACUGGGCGUUGAACUUCGGACUCAUCUUCGAGACCGCGCUCGCCGCCUUCCUCUCGUACACGCCCGGCAUGGACAAGGGUCUCAGGAUGUACCCCCUCAAGUUCGUGUGGUGGCUGCCGGCCAUUCCAUUCAUGCUGUCGAUCUUCAUUUAUGAUGAAAUCCGGCGCUUCUACCUGCGCCGUAACCCAGGCGGCUGGCUGGAACAAGAGACUUACUACUAGAUGCCCCUCCCCUGCCCGCCUGCCCCGCCCCCCCCCCCGCCCCGCACCCUGCACGCGCGUGCACACCCCCCGCGGGGCCUGUGGCCGCCGCCGUGCCCGACCGCCCCCGCUCGCCCCGCACGCCCCGCGGCCCACCCCGCCCCCGCCCCUGCCCCCGCGCACAUUCACCGUUAUCGUUCGACGAACUAUGUAUGUAUAUAUGCACAGUGGAGUAUGAAGUUUGAUAUUUGUGAUGAUAAAAAAUAUACGCGUACUAUUAUUUUGGAAUCAUGUUAUUUUUGUAUCGAGAUGGUUUAUGUGAUUUACGGCGUCGUCGGUUCGAGCCAACCGCGCGGCCGCCGACGUUGAGAGUUCGUUGUAAAAUUAACGUUUAAGAAGCCAUUAUUAUUAUUAUAAUUUAAGUGAAUUAGAUUAAGUUGAGUUUUCGGUGUGAACAGAGUUCAGUUGGAGAUUCGGUCGGGUGCAUGAUGUAUGAGAGUUCGAUGUGGAGUGCCCGAGUUCGAUGUACUACCGCUUAUUGUUAGGUAGGUAGUUGAAAUUUCGAUGCCGUAUUUUGAAUUGUAAAAGUAGAUAAUGGAGCAUCAGACGGACGCGUCGCUUCCGCAAGACGUCGGCCGACGCGCGCCGACGCUUUACUUUUAUAACCGAUAAUCUGAUCGUUAGCGAAUCUCGUCAAGUUUAUUAAAAUAGGCUGCUCAUGAUAAUUACGUAAGAUUUUAUUUCUUAAUUAAAAGAUAAUAACAAAACGUAGGGAUGCGUAAUUAGAAAUUUUUAAAAUUAUACAGUUAUGAUAGAGAGUGGAGUUGCGUUACUCCCCCCGGCCCCCGGCGGACGCGGCGAGGGGGGCCUAGGGGAGAUUCAUUUCGAUUUUUCGUAACGAAUACAUAUAACAUUAUAAUAAUGGUUACAAAAGUAAAAUAUAACAUUAUAGCGACUAAUAAAUCUAAAUUAUAUGAAAUGUUUAUAGAUUUAAAUGAAAUUCGUUUCUUUAGGGUGACCUUCUGUGCUUGUUCGAUGAUGACGAUGUUCAUCUCACUGACAAUACGUCGUCGUUGAUGAUAUUAUGAUUGUAACGAUCCGAUCUUGUGAGCGGUUUGUUUAACCUACACUGUAGAGACUAAUAUUGUUUUGCGUUCGACAGUUCUUUACACCGAUUCAUUUUAUAGUAUUACUCUGUUGGCUAGGAGCGCUGUAAAAAUGUAAGUGUUAAUAAAAAAAAACAUUUUCAAAAUAUUAUUCUGGUGUUUUAUUAUUGUUUAAUUUUAAACCUUUUAGAGUACUGUUGGUGAGUGCGUAUGUAUGUGUGAAUGUGUGUGUGUGUGUGUGUGUGUUUGUUAUCUAAUUGUGGUUGUGCGCUUGCAUGAUUGGAUCUACUUAAUAUUUGGUGAACCACGCAAAUUCAUAAAGAUAAUGCUAUGAAAUAAACAGUAUUAAUAAGGGUUAUUUUUUAUUUUAGUAAGUAUUACUUGGUUCCCUUUCUGUUAGAUAAAGACUAGAAUAAUUAAAUAAAACAGUUUUUCAGCCAGUUUAUGACUUUAAUCAAAAAGUAAUCGGAUUCGAAGUAAUUUUAUACCAUCAAGUGUCUUAUGGAAUUAUGCGUUAGUUAGUUAGUUAGCAACGGUAAACGUGUAAGCUUGAAUUCCAUAUAUUUGGCAGUUCUGACGUAAGCAUCUUCCGUCAGAUAUACACCGAUCCUUAACGAAAUUGGCUUCAAAGUAAUUUUAUACCACUUUUGAAUAAAAACUAUUUGAGAUUAUUUAGAAAUUACAGUCAACAGUACACUGUACUUAAAAUCUCUUUAGACUGGCAAAUCAUUUACUAAACGAAAUAAAUGUUUAAAAAGCAAUACAUGCGAUCUUUAUAUUAUUUUAGGGAUACUGAGACGAAACGACACUGUUUUGUAGUUUUUAUCAGCCACUAGAUGGAGCUGGUGUAAAAAUGAAUAAAGAAUUAUUUAUCUGGUUUAGUAUUCGCAAUAACUAUAAGUAUAGAUUAUCAUUUCUACCUUCAAGUAAGACUUAAGUGAAAAAAUUGACUUGAACCUGACAUGAUUCGUUUUUUUUAAAUAUAUAAAUAAUCACAAAUGCUUUGCUUUCAUUGGUAAAAAAAAGUUAAGCAGCAAAGCUCUCUGUUGACAAUCAAAUUUAACACAACUGUGUUGUUAAAGAAUUUUUCUAUUUGUAACUACAUAAAAUUAAUUAAUCAUCAACUUCCGAGUAACAAUUUUACAAAGAUAACAGUUUAAAUCAUGAAUGAAUCAAUACCCAUAUCCUAGAACAACUUAAUAUCUUAACUUGUUCGUAACAAAAUUUACUUGUACGUUUCAGACGUAAUGAAUAAGAAAAAGUAGCGUAUCAAAAAUUUUGGUUUUCGAAGUCCUGACUUGAAUCUGAAACAUAAGCCAGUAACUCGUUGGAAACAAAUUGGAACACUAUACCGAUGGAGUUGUGGUUAUUUGAUCAUCUCAUACUCAGAAUCCAGGUAAUUAAAAAACAAUUAUGCUUUAUAUCCCGUAAGUAAAUGAAGCAUAUGGUUUUUGAAGUGUGAUACUCUCUGGCAGUACCACCACCACUCUCAACAUUCUUAUACAGGGUUAUUUGUGAAACACCUACAACCACGCAGGAAUAGAUUGCUAACAUAAUAAACAACAUUUGAUUUACUAGCCAAAACACUCCAACUCCAACCAACCACUCAACAUUCUUAUACAGGGUUUUUUGUGAAACACCUACAACCACGCAGGAAUAGAUUGCUAACAAAAUAAACAACAUUUGAUUAACUAGCCAAAACACUCCAACUCCAACCAACCACUCAACAUUUUUAUACAGGGUUAUUUGUAAAACACCUACAACCGCGCGGAAAUAGAUUGCUAACAUAAUAAACAACAUUUGAUUUACUAGUCAAAUCACACAUAUAUUUUAUUUAGAGUAUUGCUUAAUAAAAUAUAUUUUUAAUUAAGGGUUGAUGCAGACCUGAAGAAAGAUCCGUCAAAUAUUUUACGGAAGUAUGUGAUAGUAAGCGACGGAUAUUCCGUGCAAGCUUGACAGUUAUGUUUGUCAGUUCUUACGUACGCAUCUAUCAUUAGAUACGCAACUAUCUUAUAUGUACGUCACGGACCGGUGAAGAACAUACAUAAUGUAACGAUUUAGUUAACAGACGUUAUUUAUGUUUGCUAUCUUACCCCUGCUAUUUUGUUGAUGAUUUUCAACUAACCUUCUAUAUCUCCUAGCGUUACAACAAUGUAUUGAAAGUCCAUGGAUCCUGUGGGUAAUGAUUUCCGUAAGGCUAAUUGUUUUCAAAGAGUCAACAUGCUGUAUCCUGUUACCACCAGGCAGGUAUAACAUCAGUUCAAUUAUUUUAUAAAGUAUUCAUAAAGUUUUUGAAAAGCAGAAAUGAGUGAGUAUACGUAUCUGCCAGAUGAAUCAAAAGGUCUGAGUAAAAAUAAUAUUUGUGAAGCUGCCAUUUGUUUUACUUUUGAGUAAAUGAUUUAGGAGAAGUAGGUGUAACGACAAUAAGUUCUGAUUACAUGACUAACGGUCAGUUGCACAAACGUCCAUUAAUAAUAAUAAUAAGAUUCAUUAUCUCCACAAACUUUUUACAACUUAUAAAAUACAAUAAAUCUUAUUUUCGAUUUAAUUAUGCCUUUAAGCUUUAAUUAAUGUCUAAUUUUCUCGGUAAUGUCUGUUUAAACUAAUGGCAAUUUUAAUGGACGUUUGUGCAUCUGGCUAUAGGGCUGAUUCUACUGUAGGUAUAUCAUUUAUAUACACGCACCAACAGAGGGGAUUUAUAAAAUUAGCCAAAUUUCACGAACCAAUUUUGGACUUCACCAGUAAUAGACUCAAGGUUUAAAAUCAAUUGGAAAAAUUGGCUUUUUGCGGUAACCUGACGUGUUGAUGACUGUAUAUCUUAAAACUGGUCAACUGAAUGAAAAUAUAAUUCUGCUUCAUACAUUAUUUCCAAAUUAUUUAUUUGAUGUAACUAUACCAUCUAAUGAUUAAUUAAAUAUAAUAGGAUCAGUAUAUACAAUUUACAAAAAAACUAGUAGGUAUUUACAAUUGUUAUACCUAAUUGUAAAUUAUACACGGCCACGGUGCAUAUUCACACUAAUAUUUUUUACACUUUGCUUAUACAUAAAUACACAACAUAAAGUAUUGUUAUACUUAACUAAUACAUUG
Messenger RNA from Diatraea saccharalis (sugarcane borer), 8659 nucleotides. The record is from the annotation of a GenBank genome assembly. NCBI's taxonomy places the organism in Eukaryota, Metazoa, Arthropoda, Insecta, Lepidoptera, Crambidae.